CAAGAAGAUGCAGGAGUUGAUUGGCGGUUGGGAUGGCAGAGUGAGCAGGAAUGGGUGGGGAAGUCAGGUCGAAUCAUUCGAGGCCCCGUUGGACAUUCCUUCCCUCCCAUCAUCCUCAUCCUCCACUCCCGCAGACCCAUUUCCAGGCGUAUUCAUCCGCGCUCCGGUAGUAGAACGCCUUCUCCCCUCAACAGACGUCGAUGACGCCCAGCCCAACCAGCCAGCAGAGUCAGGCCUCCGACCGGGCGAGGAGCUCAGCAAUGUCAACCUGGUCCAGUACCCGGUCAAGGGCGCAGAGAUCAACACACCGGCCACGCCCCUCGUCGAGGACCCGCUGGAGAAAGCUGGCGCACCAGCUGCGGCCUCAGAACCUGUCAAGCAGGCGCUGCGCCUCGCUGUGGCCCCGCCGAUGAAGCGAUCCUCACCUGCACCGGAGAUCGAGGUCAUCGCCCGCCUCGCACCAGAGGUACGUCCACCACCUGAACUGGCACCCGGGCCGGACGCGGAUGUGGUGGCGCUGAGACAGGGAAACGUCUUUGUUACCACCUUCCACCCGGAGCUCACCAGGGAUACAAGGCUGCAUCGCUGGUGGGUCGAGGAGUGCGUCGUGCCGCUUUUGCCGGCGUGACGCGGUGUGCGGGGAAAAUACACGUAUAGACAAUGGUAUGCAAUUUAGAAUAUCCAAGACUA
Molecule: messenger RNA, 690 nt
Organism: Jaminaea rosea
Lineage: Eukaryota; Fungi; Basidiomycota; Exobasidiomycetes; Microstromatales
Exons: 2
Coding region: 8-628 (206 amino acids)
Biological process (GO): pyridoxal 5'-phosphate biosynthetic process; pyridoxine metabolic process
Cellular component (GO): glutaminase complex; cytosol
Molecular function (GO): glutaminase activity
Source: RefSeq, a predicted model, not a curated record